Molecule: messenger RNA, 1769 nt
Organism: Trichoplusia ni (cabbage looper)
Lineage: Eukaryota; Metazoa; Arthropoda; Insecta; Lepidoptera; Noctuidae
Product: mitochondrial 2-oxoglutarate/malate carrier protein-like
Exons: 9
Coding region: 134-1495 (453 amino acids)
Biological process (GO): oxaloacetate transport; succinate transmembrane transport; thiosulfate transport
Molecular function (GO): succinate transmembrane transporter activity; malate transmembrane transporter activity; thiosulfate transmembrane transporter activity
Source: RefSeq, a predicted model, not a curated record
CUGUCAAACGUUUAUUCAUCACCAAACCACACAAACGUACGGUGUCACCGUAAAAACAUCAAAAUUCCAGUGUAAAAAAAAACAUAUAAAAAUAUUAUUCUUAUAAUGACUUUUAUAGUGUUUUACAACGAUUAUGGCCCAAAACGAUGAUGAAAUUACGUAUACCAAGAAACGGCAGUGGCCGGAGCACACCAGACUCCUGCUCGGGGGGAUGUACCGCAUCUUAGAGACGAGCGGCUCCCUACCCGAUCACGUGUUCCCCAUGCGCAUGCUGUUCGCGGACACGUGGUACAUCCGCCUGUUCCGUCAGGCGGCGCGCUGCCGCGGCUGCGUGCCCAGCUUCCCGCAGCUCUCGCCCCCGAUGCUGCAACGAAGGAUCCUCAGCAGCCUCAAACUAGGCACCUAUUACUGUAUUUAUGAGUCACAUCAGAAGAAAUGCAAAGAGAGGAAUAUAAACCCAUUAUCACAAGGAGUGUUCCUUUUGACAUCUCGUCCAGUUGUCACAAACGUUGCACGCAUCGGAACGCCGAUGCAGAUCCGAGACUACCGGACGGAGAAGAAGCUGGCUGAUGAGAGUAGCGCCGUACUGGCGCUGGUUAAAGGCGUCAAGACGUACAUGCGCUCAAUAGCUACGUCGGUAUUCAACGCAGCAUCACAGCUUUGGCCCAUUGAUACCCUGAGAGCAAGUAUAAUCGCGACGACCCUGCUCCAUCCCCUGGACGUGAUCAAGGUCCGUCUGCAGCUGUACCCGGAGUCGUGGGGCGUGAACAUGUUCCGCCAGAUGUUGCGCUGCGAGGGUCUGAAGGCACCCUACACCGGUCUCACCGCCGGGAUACUGCGGCAGACCACUUACACCACCUCGCGACUUGGGACCUACUACUGCCUGUAUGAGUACCAUAAGAGUAAGUACGGCAGCAUACCGAGCUUCUCCCAGAAGGUGGCUAUCGGCGUGUACGCGGGGCUGGUGGGCGCGUUCGUGGGCUGCCCCUCCGAGAUCAUUCUCGUGCGCAUGAUGGCCGACGGGCCCGUCGACCCCUACCGCCGGUACCGAGGGCUCUUCGAUGCCUUCACCAAAAUUUGGAGGGAAGAGGGAAUAUGCACGCUGUGGCGCGGGGCUCUGCUGACGAUGUCAAGGUCCGUCGUCAUCAGUGUCGCUCAGAUCGGGACCUAUGCUCAGGCUCGAGAUUACCUGACGGAAAGAAAGCGUGCGAAGGGGUUUCUAUUGCACCUUUACACAUCACUGCUAUCCAGCUUUGUCACUGCUGUGGCCACGCUGCCUAUAGAUACCUUCAAGACGAGAUACCAAGUGAUGAGUAGUGGCUCUCACAAGGAGAUCUACACCAAGUUUAAACAGGAAACGGGCAUCCUCGGCUUCUGGCGAGGCUUCACGCCUUACUACCUGAGGCUCACAGUCCACACACUGGUCACCUUCUACUUGUUGGAGCUCCUCUACGAGAUCCACCACAAGAAACAAAAGAAACCGAACACUAUUUAAAACGGUCUUCGAAAGCAAAAAAGUGAAAAGUGUUUUGUAAAUGUCCACAAAAAUACAUGGAAUGAUUGACGCUACAUGAGUCUCGAUCCCGGGACUCGAAAAAGGUUCCAUUAUUCCAUAUUCUCGUUUGUUUUUGACGUGUUGUUUUUAUUUAUUGAUACUAUUUGAUAUUGGUAAAAUAAUUACAAUGUUAGCUGAAUAAUAUGAUAAACAUAGUAAAUAAGUCGAAGCUUCGUUGAUUAUUGAAAUAUUUAUAAAUAAAAAAAGCUGUAUA